Messenger RNA from Arabidopsis lyrata subsp. lyrata, 1406 nucleotides. RefSeq names its product putative F-box protein At5g14160. Gene Ontology annotation, molecular function: protein binding. NCBI's taxonomy places the organism in Eukaryota, Viridiplantae, Streptophyta, Magnoliopsida, Brassicales, Brassicaceae. The record is from RefSeq and is a predicted model, not a curated record.
ACCGUAUUUUUUUUUACUUUUUUUUCGUCACCAACGUAUAUACCGUAUAUGAUUACUACGUAUCAAAAACAAAUCCUGAUUGAAUUUGGAAUUUGAUUUGGUUUAGAUUGCCUCGUCGUAAGUGCCUUUAGAAAGUAAAAGACUGCAGUUUGUGACGACUUUUAGAUAUGGCUUUGGUUCAUAAACGUCAAUCCCUCAAUUCUAGGGGGAGGGAUUUCGAGCUUCCUGAGGAUUUGAUCAGAUUGGUUCUGGGACGGCUGAGGUUCUCGGAUUUUCAUCGAGCUAGGGCGGUUUGUUCCGCUUGGUAUAGGGUUUGGGGAGAAUGUUUGUCCAAACCUAACCAGGUUCCGUGGCUGAUUCUGUUCCCUGAUCCAGCACAAACCAGACGCAGUUGCAUGUUGUACAAUCCGCAGGAAGAAGAAAACGUUUACACAAUUCAAGAUCUUGGUGUGGAUCCUUGCCUUGCAAGUUGCGGCACCUGGCUCCUCAUGUCGGACCCUCGGUUAAAUCUAUACCUUGUGAAUGUGCUAAAUUUGGAGAGGAUUAACCUACUAGCUAUUGAGUCCCAACGCGACCAGCUCUUUUCAAAACCACUCGGAUUCUACAAAUACUGCGCUGGGCGUCAUUUUGCAAGCAAAGCCGAGAUGAUUGGGUACCCUGCUACUGAUAAGGCAGUUGUGUGGAUAGACGAGAAAACUAAAGACUACGUAGUUGCUUGUAGUUGGGGUGCACACAGGCAUACGGCCUUUUGCAAGAAAGGAGAUUGUGAAUGGCGCCAGAUUCCUCCUUUGUUGGGGUGUAGUGAUAUUGUCCUCAAGGGCCACAAACUUUACAUUUACUAUGAGGAUGGUCGCAUCGGAAUCUCGGAUUUGAAGUUUCUAACAAAAACUGCUCAGGUUCAGCUAUAUCCUGGUCCUCAGCUUUCGCUUCCGCUUGGGAAAUUUAUGGCGCCAUGGAUCAUUUCUGCCAGAUUAUAUUGACUGGAAGACCAACAUAGUAAUCACCAUCUCUGGAGAUAUUUUGAUGGUUGCCAGCGUUCUUAAACGUAGUGACCUUUCUUGGCAUUUCCGCGUCUACAAAUUCAACUCAGCCAACAACGAUUGGGAACAAACUGUUUCACUCGGCGACCAGGCCGUGAUCUUGGAUCUAGGUAUCACCGUGCAAGCAUCCUCCGAUAUCCAAGGAAUUACCAGAAACUCCAUCUAUUUCAGCGGCCUUCAAUCUAGCCAAAAGGAUGUCUUCGUCUUCAAUCUCUCCUCCCAGAAGAUUCAACGCUUUUCAGCUUCUUCUAUUUCCUCCAGACCAUUCUUUAAUGCUCGCUGGCUCUUCCCCACUUCUUAGUUCACAAUGAUUGAUACCCUUUCCCAACAUUUACUUUUUUGUUCAAUUUUAUGUCGCUUUUACUU